Molecule: messenger RNA, 5495 nt
Organism: Sceloporus undulatus (fence lizard)
Lineage: Eukaryota; Metazoa; Chordata; Lepidosauria; Squamata; Phrynosomatidae
Gene: POLRMT
Product: RNA polymerase mitochondrial
Exons: 21
Coding region: 87-3854 (1255 amino acids)
Biological process (GO): mitochondrial transcription
Cellular component (GO): mitochondrial DNA-directed RNA polymerase complex
Molecular function (GO): mitochondrial promoter sequence-specific DNA binding; protein binding; DNA-directed RNA polymerase activity
Source: RefSeq, a predicted model, not a curated record
GAAGGAGGGAAGCCGGGAGCCUUUGCGCGUGCGCAGUUGGGAAAGGAGCAAUGUGGGUCGGCAACAUGAGGGGGCUUUAGGGGAAAAUGUCCGCCCUGAGGCUGCAGGGGGCGCUGCUGUGGGGGAGAGAGGGUCUAUGGAUUGGGUUAAGGAACUAUUCCUCAGCCAAGGUGAAAGAGGAAGCCAGGAAAAGAUGGGUGUUGGAACAGGCAGAACUACUGGAGGUGCUGGAGGCGAGAGUGAAGCAACUGCAGACAGACAGUGUUUCAGAACUAGUGACGGAGCAGGUCUCUCUCUCUCGGUCGGGGAAAGGCAGCUUCUUUCAAGCUGCCUCCCACCGGAAAGUGGCCGUGCCAAGCCCAGCUCGGAAUGAACCUGCCACGAAGAGCAAUGAAAGAGCCAGUUCCCAACCCAGCCGCUGGAUAGAAAAGCUGAACAAGGAGAAGUCGAUCAAACACAAGCGCCUCCUGAGAUUAGAGGCCAAACUUGAGAGAGUUUUUCCAGGCUCUGGGGCUAAACCCAUCCCCAAGCAGAGCAGAGUUGCUCAAGAGGCUGAGAAUAUUAAGGAAAGAACUGCAGAAGAGAGAUGUAAGGAAAGAACAAUGAAAUCGCAACCUCUUCAGAGCCCAAAAGGACGCCGUGGUGGCAAGAAGGUCAUCACGAUUGAAGGAUGUUCCGUUGCAGAAACUCCAGUCCCUUCUGAAGUUAACCAAGAGAUGGAAAAGCGCAUUCCGAUUUGGGAAGAUGCUAAGGAGAACCUGCCUCUGGAAGGGGAGGACGGGAACCAACAUGGGAACAUCCAACUCAGCAUUUUGUCUUAUCUGGAUACUUGUCUCUUCCUCCGCCAGCCUGAGAGAGCUCAGCAAUGUCUUAUGUUCUAUCACCGCUCCCACUUCCGAAGAAAGUUGCUAGAUAUCCGGAUGUACAAUAUUGUCAUGCAUGGAUUUGCCAAGAAGAAUGCCUUGGCUCAAGUAGGCUCACUUUUCCGUUUGUUGGAAGAGGCAGGACUGAAACCCAACCAGGACUCUUACAUUGCUGCACUGGGCUGCAUGGGACAAUCCAAUGUGGAUCCUUGUGUCAUCACUAGAUGUCUCCAGCAGCUCAAAGAAGAUGGAUUCCACCUGGAGGACCUCUUCCGAGACUCCGUGUAUGAGGAAAAUGAAGUGGAGAUGGCUGUGAAGGCCAUUCGGAAGGUCAUUCCAGAGUUCCAGCUCCUGCCACCUAAACAAGAACCUGAAAUCUGUAGUGUUUCCCUGCUCCGGGACUUCUACAAGAAGGAGAAGCCCAUCUCUUACCCAAAAUUGGAUUUCACAGCAAAAUACUUGCGUAAGCAGUUCCAGAAGCAGCUGGUGAUGGAGGCAUCUGACACAGUCACCAUCAACUCGGUGGAAGCGGACAAGCCCCUGACAGAGCGAACUGUCCAAGCGCGGGCGCUACUGGUCACACUUCGUUCACGUUGGAGGGCAUCUCUCCUCCAGAGCCUGCGAGAGUCCAAACUCCACUUGGACCUGAAGAAAACAGGGCAGCUGAACCUCUACCCCUUCCUUUGUGUGCUGAAAGACGAGGAAUACGUUGACAUCUUGAUGCGGAGCCUCUCUGCCCUCCCUCCUCAAGGGGAGUCUCUCCUGAUCUUGGCACGGGAACUGGGCACCAAGGUUUACAAUAAGUACAUCAUCCAGAAAAAAUCCAGGAGUCAUUUGGUGGAGAAGAUCAAGGACAUCUAUGAGAGUUAUGUCCAACUCCUUGCUAAGGACACUCAGCCGGAUCAUCUUCUGCCACGAGAAUAUUGGGAGAAGUUGGCAUUUGAAGCUGGAUGUGCCCCAUCCCUGGUGAGCAAGGAGUGUGCUUGGCCUAACUCGCUGCUGGUGCAACUUGGCCUCCACCUGGUGGAACUUCUGGUUCAGGUUUUGAAAAUGGAGAGCAACCUCUUGACCCCAGGACUGGAGCAGAAACUCAUCCCAGUCCUGUAUCAUGUGUAUUCUUUCCGCAGUGGCCGCCAGAUUGGGUUCAUUAGACCUCAUCCCAUCCUCACUCGUCUUCUCCUGGAGGCUGCUGAGACCACCCUCACCUUUGACUCCUUUGUCAUCCCCAUGUUGUGUCCGCCAGUGCCGUGGGUCUCCCCCCACUUUGGUGCCUACAUCUUCACCCCAACCAAGCUGAUGCGGUACAUGGAGGGGGCCAUCCAGCACCAGCUUCUGCUGAACCGAUGCCCCCCUGGCAAUCUCCACCCUGUCAUGGACGCCCUCAAUCAAUUGGGCAACUGUCCCUGGAAGGUCAAUGAAGCCAUCUUGGAUGUUGUCAUCUCCAUCUUCAAUGAGAAGGGCAAUGAGAAACUAGACAUCCCACCACCACCAUCAGAAGCUCCCCAGCCUGCCAGUCACUUCCCUGGAUCUGGAGGUCCCUUGACCAAGGCAGCUUUCAAGCGAGAGGUGGCCCGGUGCCGCAAGAAGGCAGUAGAAAUGUACAGCCUGCGGAUGGAUGCCCUCUACAAACUCUCCAUCGCUAAGCACAUGAAAGACCAGGUCUUCUGGUUCCCUCACAACAUGGACUUCCGUGGACGGACAUACCCUUGUCCGCCUCACUUCAAUCACCUGGGAAGUGAUCUCACACGGGCCAUCCUUCUUUUUGCGGAGGGGAAGCCACUUGGCCUCCAUGGCCUGGAUUGGCUGAAGAUCCACCUUAUCAACCUCACUGGACUGAAGAAGAGGAACUCCCUGAAGGAGAGGCUAGCCUAUGCCAAUGAGAUCAUGGCGGACAUCUUGGAUUCAGCAGACCAUCCACUGACGGGCAAGAAGUGGUGGAUGAAUACUGAUGAACCAUGGCAAGCUUUAGCCUGCUGCAUGGAGAUUGCCAGAGCUGUGAGAUCUCCAGACCCUGCUACAUACAUCUCUCAUUUCCCUGUUCAUCAGGAUGGUUCUUGCAAUGGACUACAGCAUUACGCUGCACUUGGCCGUGAUGUAGUUGGCGCUGCUUCAGUAAACCUUGCGCCAUGCGAUGUGCCUCAGGAUGUCUAUACUGUGGUAGCUCAGCAGGUAGAGGUGUUCCGAAAAAGGGAUGCUGAAGAUGGUGUCAAAAUCGCUCAGGUCCUAGAUGGCUUCAUCGGCCGCAAAGUGGUGAAGCAGACAGUGAUGACGGUGGUGUAUGGGGUGACGCGCUACGGAGGACGCCUCCAGAUCGAGAAACGCCUCAAGGAGAUUGACGAUUUCCCUCAGGAGUAUGUUUGGGAAGCAUCUCACUAUCUGGUCCAGCAGGUCUUCAACAGCCUGAAGGAGAUGUUCUCAGGAACACGAGAAAUCCAGGGCUGGCUGACAGAUUGUGCCCGGCUUAUAUCCAAAUCUGGACGGACAGUGGAGUGGGUGACUCCUUUGGGACUGCCUAUUGUUCAGCCUUACCAUCGUUCCAAAUCCAUCCUGGUGAAUAGUAGCAUGCAGACCGUCAAUCUGAAAUCACGCCAUGACAUCAGCCAGAAACCUGACACGGUGAAACAGAAGAACGCUUUCCCACCAAACUUCAUCCAUUCCUUGGACUCUACGCACAUGAUGCUGACUGCUUUGCACUGCCACAGGCGAGGGUUGACGUUCGUCUCGGUGCAUGAUUGUUACUGGACUCACGCGCUCACGGUCGAUGUCAUGAAUCAGGUUUGUCGUGACCAGUUUGUCGAGCUCCACAGUCAACCCAUCCUAGAUGACUUGUCUAAGUUCAUGCUGCAGAAAUACUGUACCUAUCUUCCGGUUGAGUGGAAGAGUAAAAAAUCUCUUGAGUAUCGAAGGCUCUUACAGCUGCUGUCUAAUGUCCCUGAGAAAGGUGACUUUGAUCUAGAGAAGGUGAAGGAAUCAACCUACUUCUUCAGCUGACCUUGGAGGAUGGUCCUUGGGCGUUCCUUCCUGACGCUCAAUCCAUCAGUGUCUUUGCUUGGGCUCAAACCAGACUGUGCUACUCUGGGGUGAAAGCAAAGAGGAGUCCUCACUCCAUCAGGACUCAGAGUUGCCCCAUUUAAUUUCCUCCUUCCUCCAUUUUCUCUCUGCAUCCCAGGUGGCAAUUUCUAGACCAACCAGAAGCACUACCCAUAGCAAGAGGAUGCCAAGUCUCCUGUGGGGAUGUGUGUGUGUGGGCAAAGAUUGGCAAAGUGAAGUCUUCAGAUGUUGGGCUGCAACUCCCAUCAACCCUAGCCAGCAUGGCUGGUGGUCAGAGCAAUAUCUGUCUAUACAGAUAUUGUAUAUUGUAUAUAUUGGAGUGGGGAAAAUACAAGGGUCUAGAUUUUGCUGGACGGCUGCUUCCUUGUGCCUUAGCUAUCAAAGCUAAGGGUGAGGGAUGCUGGGAGUUGCUGUCCAAGGACUUCUGGAAGGCUACAGUUUACUCAACCCUUCUACUACUAGCACAUCCUUUGUGACAUUGUUUGAACCAGGGCAGGUGUAAGGUGGGCUAGGUGCAAAGUAUGCAUGCCAGUGAAAGCCAUUGUGUUGUAUUGACCAUACAAAGAGCUGUUCUGUUAUAGGUCAGGACUUCUUAGAACCCCCACCCACCCAUCCAAUGUGAUCUGUACCCUAUUGCCUCUCUCAUACAGUGCCAGUGCUUGGAUUAUUGGGACCUGGGAGAGAAGUUGGGGCAACCCUUAGUCAAACACAUAAACUUUGUCCCUAGACUUUACCAAGGGUAGUGGACAGAGUGUGGUCUGUAGGCUGUAUGCACCCCUCAGGAAUUACAUUUCUCUCUGUAGACCCUAAAUGCCUUUGGGGGCAUGGCGGUCAUUUUCAUAAUGUGCUAAAGUGCCUCUGGGGUUUCCUUAUUUUUCAUUGCCCUCCCUUCCUGCAUUGCAGUAGGGCUUUCAAAAUUCUGCUUCCCUUUUGCCAGAUUCCUAGAGGAAUGAGACAGGAGCAGGUCUGUUUGGAUCACUUUUGGGUCCCAAGUCGGACCACAGUGGAGAACAGUCUUUCCUUCACAGCUUCAAAAAGUUCCGUUUUUUGAGACUGCAAUGUGAUGCAGGAACCAUUUGCAAAGGGCAGUAUUUUUUUGUGCGGGGAGAGAAGCAUAACACAAGCACACUACCUCUUCUGGCUUUAUGGCCUUGCCUUGAUUCCUCCCAUGUCAUUCUUUUGCUCUUCUGCUACCAGAGCAAACCACACGGGAGUAGUUUCUUCUUCCCUACCAUUGCUGUGUGCAGAUCGGGUCCUUUGGGAAUAUAGUUUAUCUCCUCCAGUUUUCCCUUUUUAAAGAAAACUUCUUUCCCCACCUUUUUUGUUAUCUAGCCUUUGUGGCAGAUGUGGAGAAUCUACAUCUUUAGAUAUGGUUGGACUCUGUUUCCACCAUGCCCAGAAAACACUGCUAAGGGUCAGACAGGAUAGGAGUUGUAGUCAAGCAGUAUCUAGUAGAGGGCUGCAGAUUUCCUCCACUCCUGAUUUUACAGGACGGUUAUGUUUUGGGCAGGAGGUGGCUGCCAUGUGUUUAAGAGCCACUACUGUAUUAAGCAACUGUAAAUAAAAUUAAUUGUUUGAAAA